UCUGCUGCCUUGUCAAGUGUGUUCAGAGCGAUAGCCUUUAAGGAGUCCUCAGACAAAACACAACCAGCCUUGAGGUGUUAAACUUUCUUUUGGCAUCCAGAACGACAGGAAAAAGCACUUGCUCCAAGAUCUUUUUUUUUAUAUCAUCAGCUAUUUCUCCUUCAACAUCUGAGGUGUUUUGGGGUUUUUAAGGACCACAAUUUGAGCAGAAUUUUUUAACAGGAGUAAAAAAUUGGAACUUGUGGGGACAUCAUAACUUUUUGGGACAUCAUGGCACUUCGGCAGAUGUCUGAGAAGGAGCCAAGCAUCGAGUUGUUCAUUAAGGCUGGACAUGAUGGUGAAAAUGUAGGAAACUGUCCUUUCUGUCACAGGCUUUUCAUGGUUUUGUGGCUGAAAGGAGUCAAGUUUACUGUGACCACUGUCGACAUGAGGAAGAAGCCAGCUGAGCUCAAAGACUUGGCCCCCGGAACAAACCCUCCUUUCCUCCUCUACAAUGACCUUAAAACAGACUUCAUCAAAAUCGAGGAGUUUCUUGAACAAACACUUGCUCCUCCCAGGUAUCCUCACCUCAGCCCACUGAACAAAGAGUCCUUUGACGUGGGUGCUGACAUUUUUGCAAAGUUCUCUGCUUUCAUCAAGAACAGUCCCAAUAACACCUUCCAUGAGAAAAAUCUGCUGAGGGAGUUUAAGCGCCUGGAUAACUACCUAAACUCACCACUCCCCGAAGAAAUUGACCACAACUCCAGAGAAACCAUCUCCAUCUCUAAAAGGAAGUUCCUCGAUGGCGAUCGCCUCACCUUGGCUGACUGCAACCUGCUGCCCAAACUGCACGUUAUCAGGGUUGCUGCCAAGAAGUUCUGUGACUUUGAGAUCCCCGCACAGUUCACAGGCGUGUGGCGAUACCUUCAGAACGCUUCUGCCAGGGAGGAGUUCAAAGAGACGUGCCCGGCCGACAUUGAGAUUGAGAAGGCUUACUUCAGCGUUGCUAAUCAGAGGAAAUAAGCCUUUUGAUUUUUUCUUUUCUUCCAAUGUAACCAUUCAUGUAAAGAUACUGACCUGUAGAGGGUGCUACAACCUGAGGCAAAAACCAGACACUGCUUAUCUAAAAAAAACAAAAACCUUAACAUACUGAUGCAGUCAGACUUUAGUAAUCAUACUGAAGGAGUAGUUGUGAUGAUUUUAUUUGUUUUAUUCAUGCUCACUUUCUGAUUAAUGGUGUCCUCAUGCCACACUGAAAAGGCCAAAUGUGCAAUUGACUGUUUUUGUUUAUGGUGUAAAUAUAUAUUUUUUAAACUUUAAUGAUCAAAACACUCUCAUUGCAAUAUUCAUGAUUACAGCUGGGAACUAAAAACGAACACGGUCUAUAUUUAUAAAAAAUAUGAAGCACAUCUUUAUAUUCCACCAUUUAUAUUUUCACAGCUUGAUGUGAGAUUGUCUCUCUGUCACACUAAUAAAAUCUAUCAAAAAGAUAGAUUUUGAUAGAUUAUUCUAAAUGUGGUUUUUUUGUCUCUGUUUUUUUUCAUUAGAGGAGAAAAUGAUGGAAUAAUUCAGAAUUUGGUUUUCUUUCUCCAGGCUUAUGCCAGUAAAUCUAAUAAUCAUCUCUAAACUGAACCAGUGCAAUCAGAAACAAGUCACAGAAAAGGCAUUUCUGAUAUUCAACUUUAUUUUCAGGGACAAAAAGACAAUUUUGCAGCUUCAAAAAUAUAUUUUCUGUUGAUCCAGUACAGAUGGUGUAUUUAUUGUUUGGUGGUAAACAAAAGUGCCAAUGGAGAACAAUGGUGGUCCCAAUUAGUCUGCACAGAAAUCACACCAUACCUCCUGCUGCUGGACUUCAGUUGGUGACGCAGUAUUUCCAGAAACAUGCUGUCAGAAUCAGAGAGGAAAAUCAUAUCAAACAUCUGGCUUUGAGUUCUUUAACUUAUUACACUAAACAUUUGUUUUAAUAAUUACCUUAUAUUGUCAUUAGGCAUUCCCAUGUCAUAACUUUGAAACUGUUAUUUUUUCUUUAAAAUUCUGUUAAAAAUGAUCUAUUGUAUGUGUAUUCUUCCAGGAGAAUUAAUCACUCAUCUGUCACUACCACCAAUGUUCUCCCUUUUCAUCCCAAUAAAGUGUUGUGUUUUUUUAUUUCUUA
Molecule: messenger RNA, 2131 nt
Organism: Notolabrus celidotus (New Zealand spotty)
Lineage: Eukaryota; Metazoa; Chordata; Actinopteri; Labriformes; Labridae
Gene: clic2
Product: chloride intracellular channel 2
Biological process (GO): chloride transmembrane transport; negative regulation of ryanodine-sensitive calcium-release channel activity
Molecular function (GO): chloride channel activity
Source: RefSeq, a predicted model, not a curated record